Molecule: messenger RNA, 3818 nt
Organism: Antechinus flavipes (yellow-footed antechinus)
Lineage: Eukaryota; Metazoa; Chordata; Mammalia; Dasyuromorphia; Dasyuridae
Gene: NRAS
Product: NRAS proto-oncogene, GTPase
Exons: 7
Coding region: 114-683 (189 amino acids)
Biological process (GO): Ras protein signal transduction
Cellular component (GO): plasma membrane
Molecular function (GO): GTP binding; GTPase activity; GDP binding
Source: RefSeq, a predicted model, not a curated record
CCCGGGUGGGGGCUGUUCAUGGCGGUUCCGGGGUCUCCGGCACAUUUACCGGUUGUGGGGCUGAGUCCGACCGAAGUUGAGGCGGCGGGGUUUGAGGUGUUCGCUGCUGUGAGAUGACCGAGUACAAACUGGUGGUGGUCGGAGCUGGCGGUGUGGGGAAAAGCGCCUUGACCAUCCAGCUCAUCCAGAACCACUUCGUAGACGAAUAUGAUCCCACGAUAGAGGACUCCUAUCGAAAGCAAGUGGUUAUUGAUGGUGAGACCUGUUUGUUGGACAUACUUGACACAGCUGGACAAGAAGAGUAUAGUGCCAUGAGAGACCAGUAUAUGAGGACAGGCGAAGGCUUUCUCUGUGUCUUUGCCAUCAACAAUAGCAAAUCAUUUGCAGACAUUAACCUCUACAGGGAACAAAUUAAACGAGUGAAAGACUCAGAUGAUGUGCCUAUGGUGCUGGUGGGAAAUAAGUGUGAUCUGCCAACACGGACAGUUGACACAAAACAGGCUCAUGAACUAGCCAAGAGCUAUGGAAUUCCUUUCAUUGAAACCUCAGCCAAGACCAGACAGGGUGUUGAAGAUGCUUUUUACACACUGGUAAGAGAAAUAAGACAGUACCGCAUGAAAAAACUCAACAGUAGCGAUGAUGGAACUCAAGGCUGCCUGGGUCUUUCAUGUUCAGUCAUGUAACCAAAUGGAGUUUGGAAUUUCAUCUUCAGAAAAGAGCCACUUUUUGAGCUGCACUGACACCCUGGUCCUGACUUACCUGGAGGAGAAGUAUUAAAUACUCAUCUUCAGUUUCCCUGUGAAGCCCCUUGCCACUGUCCCAGUGUCCAGUAGUAGAUGAGCACAGUGUUCUCUUGUCUGUUCUCUACCUGAGAAGUUCUCAGAGCAACUACCUCCUCACUUGGUUGUCUGACCAGAGAAAUGCACCUCUCUUUACCAGUAUUUCUUCUCCCUGGGCUUUUUCUCUCUGGGUUGUUUGGUUGUUGUGGUUUUUCUUCUCUAGGUUUUUCAUUUGAAAAGAAAUUCAUGCUCUGAAACAGAGAACCAAACUGUUGAAAUACUGUUGAAAACAGCAUAUUGAGCUCCAAAGUACCACUUGCUGAGGAUUUUUCUUUUUUAAUGUUGAACUUGGACCUUUGUUAAUAUUUGGAGCAAUGUUAUGAAAAACUUGUUGAUGUCACUCUCUGGUUUUGUUUAUGAUGUUAUCUGCUACAUAUGCUAACCUGGCAUCUGUUCUUCCUAUCACAAAUAUGAAAACGUAACUCCAAUCUCAGCUAUAUAGUACCUCUUGCAAAUAUUGAAUUUUGUGUCUACUCUGGUUCUCCUCUACUUCUAUGUAAUUAGAAACAUUUUUCCUAAUGAAGUGCCUUUUUCUUAGAAGUGAUUUGUAGAAUUUUCCUGUUUUAUUCAGUGAGGAAACCAUUAAAAGGAGAUGGUCUCUCAUAAACCGUUACACAUUAAGAUGAAUAUCAGAAGAUGUCUAUGUCCAGUCCACUUGAGUAGGAUAAGCAAGCAGGCAUGUGUGAUAUCUGAUAUCUUCAUCUCAGAUAUGCUGGGUCUGGUUUCUUAGUGACCUGUUUAUGAAAUCUACAGGGAGAAAUCUGAAACUAGAAAGACUUUCUCUUAUUUUUUAUUCGGUCUCCACUUUUUCCCCUUCCCCCCCAAAUUAUUGUCUACAAAUUGGACAUGCAGUUUGUAGUCGAUAUUUCCUUUAGCUUUUAUUCUUAUAAAGAAGAAAAAAGUAAGUACUUAAGCAACCAGCCAUCAUAAUGCUAAUUUGGAUCAUAUAUUUAUAGUUGUAUAGGCCUUAUAAUAAUUUAGGUGAGAUUUUCUUCAAAAGGUGCAACCAAUGAUCUUCAAGUGUUAAAUGCAAUAUAUUAACAGAAUGAAUAAUUAGCAUCUAAAUUUUAUUUUGCCAACUUCACUACAUUCAUCUGGCUAUUAUUGACUGUUAUACAUGUUUUGGGGGGGAUAGGAUGUGCCUUACCAUCCUGAGCUAGCUAGUUAUUAGUGCACUUGGCUAGAGUAUGGUGCUAAUGAGACCAGGAUCACAGGUUUGAGAGUAAUGCUAGCCAUUUAUUGCCAUGCAGAGAGAAACUCUGCCAGAGCCACAGACUACCACUCCUAAUUCCAGCCAAUUUUAACAUCUGUGUAUAUGCAACUCUGAGAUUAUGCAGGUCUGUGUUCCUUUUGGAGGACAGAGUAUAGAAGUUAUUGUACUAUAUGAAUUACCUAUGAUUAGGUUGAGGAAUAGUCUAUCAGUCCACCAUGUAAUGGCCUUUUUCUUAAAAAUGUGAGACAAACUGAACAAUCCGUGUGCCAUUGGGAGCCAUAGCGUCUCAUACUCCUGGUAUAUAUGUAUCAUUCAUUCUGUUGGCUUUUUCUUCAUUAUGUCCUAAGCACACUUGGUCUCAACUGGGCCAAAAUCCAGAUUUAGGGAUGCUUUCUUAUUAGAUCCUUGUUAAACUUAGGUGUGAUAUUUGGCUGGAUGAGGUGAUAAACUUAACUAUUGUGAGCAAGUCAAGCUGUCUGAGUUAUUCAGACUAAAAGUAUUGUUUAUGGAUGUUAGGGCCUCCUCUCAGUAAUCUUGAAUUUUCGGAGCUUAGCUUCAGCUUCCCCCAAGAUAAAUACUUAAUCAGCUGUCAUAAAUUUUAUAUUCUUUUGCAGCUGAUUUUUGCUGUUACAGGUUCUGAGUUCAAGAGUAUGAAGAUGGAGUAUCCUGUUUGGCUGAGGCUACAGUGUUUACUCCAUAAAUGUUUCUAUGAAGUGCUGUUUAUAUUCAAACAGUUUAGCCUAAAAUCUUAAUAAUAAAGCACUAUCCUCAAAGCAUCAUAAUAUGGGGCUUCUGAAAGGUAAAAUUGAGAACAAGAAUUUGCAACUCUUUGUUCAGUGGAUCCUAAGUGCAGUCCUAAAGCUGUGAAUUCUUUCAUCUUUAAUCUUAAUGAGAUGAUGGGUUUUUUAAAACAUUCAAUACAUUCAUGGGAAAUUUGGGGGUUCUUUAUGCCUCUUCUGAAUGUCAGUAAGGGCAAUUAAUUUUAUUUUAACUUUGGGAGGCUUCUUUUCCUCUGAGCCUUCCAUAAUCCUUAAAACUAAAUGUAGCAUGUCUGGCUCUUAGGACAUAAGAAACAAGUGAAAAAAUUAGAUAGUUUAACUUAGUAAUAUGAACUAAAGAAUCACAAGAAGAAAGAGACAUUUUCUGGGGUGAAUAUUAAGUUUUGGUGGUUUAUCUUUGGAACUGACAACAUUUUUAAUUUAUUUUUUCAUCUUUAUCACUAAAUUAAUAUGGAGUUAUGUGACCUGGGCCUCGGUGAGGAUAGAAUUGGGCUCUAGAGACCUUUCCAGUUCCAAUCGUCUGUGAUUCUAACCAGCACAUGGCUAAUGUUUUUCAUAUCAUUUUGUUUUCCAAAGGAACUAUUUGGUUCGAAGUGGUAUUUUCCAUGUCAAAGUAUCUGUCAUGCAGAUUUCCAAAUAACUGGUGACAGAAUUCAAGAGUGACCUUGGAAAGGGGAUUUCAGGUCAUUCCUGUGACUGUUCUUUGCAUAACUCCUAAAUGGGGCAUUAUCUCAUUAGGAGUUAUCUAACAUAAAUUUUUAUGCCACCAAUGCAGGAAAAUAUAUUAAUUGUGCAAAUCUGCUGUUUAAACUGGAGCUUAUUGGUCUCCUUGGUCCUAAACAGAAGGACUAAUAUUUUUAAGUUGAAGAUUUUAUUGUAAAUUAAUCCAUCUUAAAGACUUUUUGUUCAUUUGAAUUUACAGUUGGUUACUGUUCUUGUUAAAUGAUUUUUUAAAAAAAAUAAAACUGGAAAUUCAUUGGUUAUUAA